This is a messenger RNA of Loa loa (African eye worm), 273 nucleotides long. RefSeq lists its product as hypothetical. The transcript has a single exon. The coding region runs from base 1 to 273 and encodes 90 amino acids. NCBI's taxonomy places the organism in Eukaryota, Metazoa, Nematoda, Chromadorea, Rhabditida, Onchocercidae. The record is from RefSeq and is a predicted model, not a curated record.
AUGGAUGAUGUAUUUCCAUGUCGCCGAAUUCGAAGCCAGACUGGAUCAUUGAUGGUAGCCUAUAUGACCAAGGCUGAGGUAUUUUUCAAGGACAUCCUUGUAGCGCCUCUUUGGGACUCUUCUUUUGAGGAAUCCGAUGGCCAAUUAGCUAUAGGGCACAAUCUUAAGAAGGAAGUGAUCUUCCAUCUUGGCGACGUGUCCAUUGCGCAGGCUCGAAAGAGGCAACCACUUUUUGACGUAGCAACAGGUAAGGGACAAAACAGUAGGCGAUAA